AAACCUAAAGCAUGUGGUUUAUUGGACUUUUCAUUUUUUAAUAAAAAAAAAAUCAUAACUGCUUCAAUAAGGCACCACCAAGAUGCCUUAAUAAUAAUUAAAAUUAAUUAUGUUUGAUACAUUUUAAGGACAGUUGAUGGAUUAUUUAAAUAUGUAUCACAUUUUCCAAACAUUUUAUUUUAUUUUUUAUAGUUUGUAUACAGUUGGUGUGAAAAGAUUCGUGUGUACAUAACAUUGACUGUUUGAAUAUAUUACAUACCAAAAAAAGCAUGUAGCCCUAUUUGGGCUUUUAAUUUGAAGGGCCAAACUCUGUGACGUCACAAACCAGGAAGUACCGGUUCCACAACAGGGACAGCAGCAGCUACAUGUUCUUCUGGCUUGCCAAAACUGGCAUGGCGGGGGCGGCGCUGCUGAGGGCUCUGCGGACCCUGAGUCCCGGUCCCCGCACACUGGCCGCGACCUCCAGCAAGUUCCCGGCCCCGGCGGAGUGCGUCCUGCCGCCGUGGAGGCUCUCUCCUGUCAGGGCGCUGCAGCUGUGCUCCGCCUUAUGUGCCGGACACAACAAGUGGUCUAAGGUGAAGCACAUCAAGGGACCUAAAGAUGAAGCGAGGGCAAAGGUGUUCAGUAAACUUGGCAUGAUGAUAAGGCUAGCUGUGAAAGAAGGUGGACCCAACCCAGACUUGAAUGUAAACUUAGCGAACAUAGUGGAGCAGUGCAGAAGCAAGAACAUGCCUAAAGCGGCCAUCGAGGCUGCAAUCAAGACUGGGGCCAAACCAACGACGCAACACAUGUUUGAGGCUCGGGGUCCCGGCGGAUGUCAGCUGCUCAUCGAAGUCCUGACUGACAACAACACACGCAGCCAGCAAGAAAUCAAACACCUGCUAACCAAGAACAGGGGGAUGCUGUCAGACGGAGCCCGCCACAGCUUCGACAGGAGGGGGGUGGUGGUGGUGCCGGGUCAGAACAUCUUGACGGAGCAAGCUCUGGAGCUGGCCAUCGAGGUGGGAGCUGAAGAUGUCAAAGAGACGGCUGAUGAAGAGGAGCAGCCCCUCCUACAGUUUAUUUGUGACCUGACAGACAUGAGGAAGGUGCGGGCCUCACUGGAGGAGCUGGGAAUGCAGGUUACGUCUGCUGGGCUGGAGUUUGUUCCCAACACUUUCUCUUCUCUGGACCAGGAGCAGCUGGAUGCGGCUUCAACGCUAAUAGAAGCCCUCAGUGACUGUCCAGACGUAGUAAGAGUGUGGGACAAUAUCCAGGCUGACAGCUGAGCUCGCCUCCAGGAUCCCCUGUGGACACUUAAAAUCUUACAUGUGGAAUUUUCAAUUUCACAGAAAAAGGAUAACCCGUACUGCGUAUUUUCAUCAGUAAGAAAAUAUAAGUGUAUUUUGAUGCUCUGUGUGUGGGUCUUGGAAGUGAAAUUAAAUUAUGGUUCUUCUUAAGAUGUAGAGUGAUAUUUCUUGGAUAUUUUCUAUCGUCAGGCCGCGUUUAAAAAAAAGUUAAUCAACAGCCGGCCUCAAUCAUAAAGAAGAUAUAAUGCCACCACUGGUAUUCAAACGUUUUCCCAAAGCUGCUCAUUUUAAAUGACUUUUACAAAGUUGUUUAUGCAGACUGAAAUAACUUCCAUUUGCAUUUCUUAGAUGCUGCAGGAACACAGUUUGCAAAGUAAUUUUAAUUUACUAUCCAUCACUGAAUGAGGUAACACAAUGGUGACCCACUGAUGAAAGCCAUUGCAUUUGCAGUAUUAAAACCCC
Messenger RNA from Centropristis striata (black sea bass), 1751 nucleotides. RefSeq names its product translational activator of cytochrome c oxidase 1 (gene taco1). The transcript has 6 exons. Bases 366 to 1268 code for a protein of 300 amino acids. The record is from RefSeq and is a predicted model, not a curated record. Gene Ontology annotation, cellular component: mitochondrion. Lineage: Eukaryota; Metazoa; Chordata; Actinopteri; Perciformes; Serranidae.